AAUGCGAUGGUGACGAGUGAUCUACCGCUAACGGACAAAGAGUGAGCGAUCAUCCGAGCACCUAGCUGACAGUCCUGCUCGGGUUGGGGGUGUUAUUGGGCAGGAAUUGGAAGAGAAAUCGCGGUUUUUGUCGGCACCUGAUAUGAGAACGUGUGCGCUUCGGGAGACCGGUCUGUGGUGUUGAGUGACGGGCCGUGUAAAAGAGGACUGUAAGGAGGAAGAACCCCUUGUGGUGUGCGUGUAUGUGUGUGUGAGGCAAAGGCUUGUCCGUCAUGGGUGUGUUGGCCUGGCUGAAGAGCCAGUUCAUCUUGCAGCUCCUCAUCGGCUUCGUAUUCGUGGUCAGCGGCCUCAUUAUUAACUUCAUUCAGCUGUGUACCUGCGUGCUUUGGCCAAUCAACAAACAGCUCUACCGCAAGAUCAACACUCGCAUGUCCUAUUCGCUAUGGAGUCAGUUGGUGAUGCUUUUGGAGUGGUGGUCAGGAACGGAAUGCACACUCUAUACUGACCAAGCUACAGUGGAUAUGUUUGGAAAAGAGCACGUCAUCAUCAUCCUCAACCACAACUACGAAAUCGAUUUCCUGUGCGGCUGGACCAUGUGUGAGAGAUACGGUGUGCUAGGGAGUUCCAAGGUGCUGGCGAAACAGGAGCUGCUGAAAGUUCCCUUGAUUGGCUGGACCUGGUACUUCCUGGAGAUUGUUUUCUGCAAAAGAAAGUGGGAGGAGGACAAGGAGACGGUAUUUAGGGGGCUCAACCAGCUCAAGGAUUAUCCUGAGUACAUGUGGUUCCUGCUGUACUGUGAGGGAACACGAUUUACAGAGCAAAAACACCAGAUCAGCAUGCAGGUGGCUGAGAGUAAAGGUCUCCCCAAACUCAAAUACCACCUACUACCACGCACCAAAGGCUUCACCACCACACUGCAAUGCCUGAAGGGAACAGGUCUGUGACAUAGUGCUCCAUAUGACGUCACACUGAAUUUCAAAGACAAGGAGAACCCCACGCUGCUGGGCAUCAUCAACGGCAAAAAAUACAGAGCAGACAUGAGAAUCCGGCGUUUCCCAGUUGAGGAGAUCCCUGAUGAUGAAAAAGAGUGUGCUAACUGGCUUCACAAGCUCUAUCAGGAGAAGGAUGAAUUGCAAGAGUACUAUUUCAAGGAGGGAUGUUUUCCCGGACCAACUAUUAAGCCCAAACGGCGGUUAUGGACGCUGCUGAACUUUCUUUUCUGGGCGACACUGCUGCUCUCUCCACUCAUUAACUUCGCCUGGGACGUCUUUGUCAGUGGCUCACCGCUUCUCAUCAUCAGCUUCAUGAUCUUCCUCAUUAUUGCCUCUGUAGCUGUGCGGCGUCUCAUCGGCGUGACCGAGGUGAAGAAAACCGGCUCCAGCUAUGGAAAUGUUGAAUCCAAGAAAGAAAACUAGAACUUUCAGCUGGUCUGACUGCCCACGGCCACUGUUUCGCUCACUUUCACUGCUAGGGCAUGAAAUUGCCCGCCUGUGCAGUCGUCCUCCUUUUUAACAAAGAAAAAAAAACCAUCCAAGUGGGAGGGGAAAAAAAAUAAUAAAAAUGCCAACAUGGCAUUAAAGCAUGUGAGGGGUGGGUUGGGGAAUGUAGAUAAUUAUAAGUUUAUAAACUAGAGUAAUAAUUAUUAAUUAUGAUCAUUAAAAAGAGCAAAGUGUGAAGCAUUUGAGAUUAUCAUUUCCCUCGGCAGCCUGGACCGAGGUUGGCUGAGAGGUGGGCGUGGCAUCUCUGUCCUCUUCUGCUUACAGUAGCUUAUUCUCUCACUAGUUCAGGACCAGUUUCCUUCAAGGUUUCUACAGAGCCAUGUAAUGUGGAAUGUUUCCUUUUCCACCCCAUAGCUUGGUACUGCCCACUUCUGAUCUGUAACUAUUAUAUUAUCCUUGUGCAAGGCUCUGCAGCUCUUACUCUGUCCAGCUUUUAUAACUCAAGCUGUGAAAUGAUAUGACAUGAUCUAGUCUAUGUUUUGGGCAAAAGCGUAACUCAAAUAUUUCUUACUAAAACCUGAAAUGAUUUUUUUUUUUUUUUUUUUUUUUUUUAAUACUGAGUGUGUUUGUCUGAGGACAGCGAAGCACUGGCGACAAACAAGCCACUGCAUCGUAGUCUGAAAACUCUGGGAUGAGUCCUUGAUUGUGGUUAGAAUAACUGCAGGGUUUGAAUUUAAAACACAGGGUCCAGAAGAUAGCUACAAAUGAAAAGUGAAUCAGUCUGAUGCCUCAUGAGUUCUUUUAAAUUAUCACAUUUCAGGUGACUGAGUAUUCAGUUUCCAUUUCAUGUCAAAUCCACUUCUGUUAAAACCACUUGAUGAUUAGGAUCGCCUGAGGAAAUGUGACUAAACAAAUGAUUGGAUUUGAGUGUUAAAAUGUUGAAAAUGGUUUGGGUGGUUAAAAUAGUGAUACAGACCAUUUUCCUACAUUUUAGACUCAUUUUCUAGCUUAAUUCACAAAAAUGUGAAGUUGGAUAAGGGACAUAUGAACCAAGGUGUUCAGUUACUGUAGUUUACUCACUGUGACAAAUGGCUUUGUACACAUGCAAUUAAGAUUCAUCACAGGUUUUUUGGGGGUUAUUUUUAGUUAUUUUUAGGGUUAGUUGUUGUUUUUGGGGUUUUUUUUGUAAAUAAACAUCCUGGGCGUUCUACAAUAUAUUUCCUAACAGAAUUUAGCAAUAUUAAUGAACAAUUAAUGGUUUGAUGGAAGAAAGUAAAAAUUUUAUUCAAUUAC
Silurus meridionalis is the source of this 2732-nucleotide messenger RNA. Its product is annotated as 1-acyl-sn-glycerol-3-phosphate acyltransferase gamma-like. The record is from RefSeq and is a predicted model, not a curated record. NCBI's taxonomy places the organism in Eukaryota, Metazoa, Chordata, Actinopteri, Siluriformes, Siluridae. The transcript is spliced from 10 exons. Gene Ontology annotation, cellular component: endoplasmic reticulum; endomembrane system. Gene Ontology annotation, molecular function: 1-acylglycerol-3-phosphate O-acyltransferase activity.